This is a messenger RNA of Plasmodium vinckei vinckei, 519 nucleotides long. Its product is annotated as cytochrome c oxidase subunit 2, putative. NCBI's taxonomy places the organism in Eukaryota, Apicomplexa, Aconoidasida, Haemosporida, Plasmodiidae. The record is from RefSeq and is a predicted model, not a curated record. Gene Ontology annotation, biological process: ATP synthesis coupled electron transport. The transcript has a single exon. The coding region runs from base 1 to 519 and encodes 172 amino acids. Gene Ontology annotation, molecular function: copper ion binding; cytochrome-c oxidase activity. Gene Ontology annotation, cellular component: membrane.
AUGGAGGUAAUUAGAGGUAUAUUCGGAUUUAAUAACAAAAUAACAUUUAGUGAAAAUAAACCAGUGUUAAAAAAUGUAAAAGAUUUACAAAACUUAAAAGUGAAAAAUGUAAAGGCAGAGGAUUAUCCAACACCACAAAAAUAUAUAGAAAACCCAGAUCAAAUUCCUAAAUAUUAUGCAUUUCAAUCAAAUAUGGUUACUGAUGAAGAUCUUCAACCUGGAAUGUUAAGGCAAUUGGAAGUCGAUAAAAGACUAACCUUACCUACAAGAACUCAUAUAUCUUUUUUAAUUACGGCGACAGAUGUUAUACAUUCUUGGUCUAUACCAAGUUUAGGUAUCAAAGCUGAUGCUAUACCUGGUAGAUUACAUAAAGUAACAACUUUUAUAUUAAGAGAAGGUGUAUAUUAUGGUCAAUGCUCAGAAAUGUGUGGAACUUUACAUGGAUUCAUGCCUAUUGUUAUUGAAGCGGUUUCUCCUGAGGCAUAUGCUGCACAUGCAAAAAAAUAUUACAGAGAAUAA